This is a messenger RNA of Stylonychia lemnae, 1557 nucleotides long. The record is from the annotation of a GenBank genome assembly. Lineage: Eukaryota; Ciliophora; Spirotrichea; Sporadotrichida; Oxytrichidae.
AUGAACAAACAAGUUCAAACCAUUAUUGAUGGAGUGCAAUCAUCAUAUCACAAAAUACAAACUAUUGAUUAAGAAUUGCAAGGUUAACUUCAGAUCAUAAGAAUGCUGGUAGUGCAGCUCGAAAACAAGAAAUUAGAAGUACAGUUGUACUAUGACAAAGUACUAAUGUCAACCAAUUCAAAAUAAAAUCUUCAAAAUAUACUUUCGAAAUUGAGUGAAAGCCAAAUAAACUAAUCAAUUUUAAAAAGAUCUGGGAGCGAGGACACGGGUGAGGAAAUCAAAGAGAAUAUGCUCUAAGGUUCCGAGUCAGAAUCUGCUCAGAGAGCUAAUUUAAUGUCAGGCUCUGCAAUAGGCACAAGUAACACCAAGCAAUCAGAGUUAGGCAAAGACAAUCAGAUCACUGAAAGCUAAAGGCUUCGCACACUAUGCGACUUUGUUGACGAAGAAGCAAUUCAAUAAAUUACUGAGAGGGCUGAUAGUUCCUUCAAAAUACUAAAAGUAUAAUUUUAUUAACCACAAAAUAAUAAAUUUUAGGAAGUAAAAGAUAAAGCCUUACAUGUUAAUGAUUAACUUGUGAAGAGGAUAGAGUACUAGAUAAGCUUGAUCUAUAAGACGAAGAGCGACUUAGACUUUCAAAAUCAAGCCAUUUCAUCUAAGUACGGGAAACUUCAAGGCAUAAUCAAAGAACUACAUUAGCUUCUAAAGAGUGUUGAAAGAGUUCACAACUAAAUAGACAAUAUUAAUAUAACUCCAGAGCAAAUAUACUAGUUGCUGCAAGCAAUUAUAGCAAUUCACAAAUAGAGUGAAAACUUGCGUGAUGAGUCUACAUAAAUCAUGGAUGCAAUAAAAGGUGCAAGUGAUAAUUAUGAUGACUUUUAUGAGAGCUCUCGAUAAUCUUAUGUUAGCUUUGUAAAUUUCGCCCCAUCUGUCUAAGAUACAAUGCAAGAAGUUGAUAAAUGGUUUCAACAGUUUGAAAUCAGUCGACAGCAAUGUGUGGAAGAUUAUGAGGAGAUUGAAAAGCUUAGCACUUGGUAUGAAUUCUUCUAAAAAUCAUAUCAGGAGCUAGAAGUAGAAAUAGAGAGAAGGACUCAGUAUGAGUUCAAUAUUAAGUAAAAGGUAAAUAUGUUUCGAUUGUUCCUAAUGCAAGAAAUUCAUCAAGAACAAAAGAAAAGGAUGGAUUUUAAUGAUAAGCAUUACAGAUAUUUGCCAGGCAAUCUGAAGUAAAAUCUAGAGGAUCCACCUAUUAGGUAUGAAAUAUAUCCCAAAUUCAAUGAAGCACAAGAAGAAGAAAUGAUAGAGAUAUAGGAUGACGAGGAAAAUCAAGAUUAUUUUGAUAGUAAUCAAUAAUACUCAAACAACAUAGCUGAUAACAUGCAAAGCAACAAUUUGGUAGAUUUUUUAAUGAACUAAUUUCAAAGUAAUCAAAAUCAACAAAUGGAUUACUAAGUGUAGCAAAACAACUAAGAAAACUAAUAAGAUUUCUUAUCAGGUAAUCCUUAGAAUUAAGCCUCAAAUAGAAGUUUACUAAUAAAUAAUUAACAACUUAACUUUGAUUGA